Messenger RNA from Cuscuta epithymum, 2053 nucleotides. Lineage: Eukaryota; Viridiplantae; Streptophyta; Magnoliopsida; Solanales; Convolvulaceae. The record is from the annotation of a GenBank genome assembly.
AUCAAUUCUUAAGGCCUCAUGGUAUCAUUGAUCAUUACCCAACCAUUUCUAGAGCAAGGAUGACAUUGAGCAAACUCUGUGUAAGCUUCUACAUGAAGAAUGAUCAGUCACUCACACAAAGGGCCUGAAAAGCUCCACUGUAUUAACUCUCUUUUUUUACCCCGGAAGGCAAACCACCAAAAUAAGUAGGGCAGAUGCCGGAGAACAUUUGCCAGAUUUUAUUAGAUAAAACAGAGAGUACAAAUAAAGGAGGGGACUAGACCUGACCCGAAAUAAAAUACAUGAAAUGAGAUUAAUAGCGUAAGGCCAGAACGCCAAAGUAAUCCAUGUAAUAGGACCUCCUUGCCAAAAUCAAAAGAGAAAUUGGGCUGUCAAAAAAUUGCAAUGGGCCCAAAUGAAAUUUCGCCAGAUUAUGGGCCAUAUAGUUUCCUUCCUUCAUCGUAUGACCAAGCGAGAGUGCUUUCCUGUUUACGAGUUGCUUCAUUUCCAAAAUCAGAUCGUUCCAUCUUCUUACCUGAGGAUUUUGCAAGAACUCCAACGCCAUACUACAAUCGGUUUCUACUUGAAAACCUUCAAAUCCAUGGUCCACCAUCCCUUUACAAGCUGUAUAGAUGGUCGUGAGCUCCGUUUCUAUCACAGAUGAAGCAGCAAUUGGGAAGUUAAUGGCUACCACCAUCUUCCCCGAUGAAUCUCUGAGAAUGGCCCCGCCAUUAGAAGCUCGAGAUAAGUAACUCGCAUCUGUAUUUAACUUCAUUCGAUCUCUGGAUUUCCUCCAUCUAAUUAACCGAAUACAAAUCAAAGGGAUUUUAAAUCCUGGCGGAAUCAGUCGCUCCUAAAAAAGGAUUGAAUUGAUUGAACGCACCUUGAUAUGUUUGAAACUAAGAACCCAGUUGUUCGUAUGAUUCUUAAUUUGAGAAAAAAUAGAAAUCAUGAAGGGUUGUUUAUCUAUAUUAAUCACUAUCUUUCCAGGUUGUCCUCGGUUUCCAACUUUCCACCACCCGGAUGUGAUGAAGUACGUUAUUACAUGGUUUGCAAUACACAUUUAUGACCUUGACUAUGUGGUGCGGCUCCCUGGUUGUAUGCAACGUCACCUCUUUGAACACACGAAGACUCUUGUGAGGCAUGUGUGUGGGGGUGGUUCUUGGAAUGUCAGGUUUGAUGACUUGACUUUCUUCGACGACGUGGACGAAUUCCUCCUCAAAAAGAAUGUUAUGUUGCCCAGCUACCUCUUGUUUCGUCAUGUUGGUGGAUUCUCUUUUGAAACCUUCCUAUAUGACGUGGAGGGGUUUUCACUGGUUUUGGAUGUAGCAUCGGUCCGUGAAGCUAUGACAGUCCAGCCUGUCUAGGUGAAUUCGAAGUCGUUGUGCGUUCUGCUAUUAAUGAUCUCUCUUACAAAAAAUUGUUCUAUCCACGGUCCUUUGUUUAUAUACCUGCAAGAACUUCUAAGGUUUGUCUUCCGUAUUCUACCUAUUCCUGUUUGAUUUCGCAGAUACUUACAGUUGUGUUUCUGAUAUUCAACGCAGCAAAAGUGUGAGGAGGAACAUUUUUAUCCUCACACUUUUCUAGGCUUUCCUGGUUGGCUAUUGUAGCUUGAAACGUGGAGUGCACGUUCACUACGGGUCUGUAGAGGAACAUUUUUAUCCUAACGUGAAGACUAUACUGCAACAGGUUUAGGAGGAGUUCGAAAUACAUCCCCGCAGGAGUUUGGUGUUCUUCAAGAAUGGUCGUGGCAAAGUACAUAUGUUGGCCAUCUCAGUCUGUGGUGUAGAGGAGCCACCCACGAAGAGCCACACUUAUGUGAUCAAAUCAAAGAUAACUGCUUGAAUUUCUGUCUUUACUUGAAAAGAUUUGAUUGUGACUUGGUUUUGUAUAACAUGCACUUAUGCUACAACACUACCCCUGCUGCUUUUGGUGAUCAAGCAGUUGUGUGUACUGCUAGCUUGCCAUAUCAUGAAGCCCUGUAAGGGUAACAUUUUUAGCUAACUUGGCAGGCAUCCUUUUUUGCUCAACUGCCACCAUAUGCAUGCUCGCUUGGUGCCCUUAUGUAUGCCAG